Molecule: messenger RNA, 2458 nt
Organism: Poecilia reticulata (guppy)
Lineage: Eukaryota; Metazoa; Chordata; Actinopteri; Cyprinodontiformes; Poeciliidae
Gene: oat
Product: ornithine aminotransferase
Cellular component (GO): cytoplasm
Molecular function (GO): pyridoxal phosphate binding; L-ornithine transaminase activity; identical protein binding
Source: RefSeq, a predicted model, not a curated record
CGUGCGUCUCCACUGACGUAAGCACGCACAAAGAACCCCAGCGUUGGUAAGUUGGGCAGUCAAAUAAUCCGCACCGGAACAGAACACGCAUCAUAUUUUUCAGCGGGCGAGCAUGAAGGGAAUGAUUUUUCAACUCGGGAGCCUGAGCCGUGCCGGGCUGAUUCUCCGCAGGAGCAUCCACACACGUGUACGCCCCGCCGCCGUGAACAAGCUCACCUCGGAGGAAAUCUACGCCCGCGAGGAGAAGCACGGGGCACACAACUACCAUCCGCUCCCUGUGGCCCUGGAGCGAGGCGAGGGCAUCCAUGUGUGGGAUGUGGAAGGCAACCGAUAUUACGACUUCCUCAGUGCAUACAGUGCAGUAAAUCAGGGUCACUGCCACCCUAAGAUCGUCUCUGCGCUCACCAAGCAGGCGUCUACGCUCGCUUUGACUUCCAGAGCGUUCUACAACGAUGUGCUCGGAGCCUAUGAAGAGUACAUCACCAACAUGUUUGGAUAUGACAAAGUUUUACCCAUGAACACAGGGGUUGAAGGCGGUGAGACGGCCUGUAAGCUUGCCAGGAAGUGGGCCUACAGCGUGAAGGGGGUUCCAAACAAUAAGGCCAAGAUCAUUUUCGCAGAGGGAAACUUCUGGGGUCGCACCUUGGCUGCCAUCUCCAGCUCCACUGACCCCAGCAGCUACGAGGGUUUCGGGCCGUACAUGCCCGGGUUCGAGCUUGUGCCGUUCAAUGACAUUCCUGCAUUAGAGAAAGCUCUUCAGGACCAAAAUGUCGCCGCCUUCAUGGUGGAACCCAUCCAAGGAGAAGCAGGCGUGGUUGUGCCCGAUCAAGGCUACCUGACUAAAGUCAGAGAACUUUGCACAAAAUACAACGUGCUGUGGAUCGCUGAUGAGGUCCAGACGGGCCUGGCACGGACUGGCCGGCGCCUGGCCGUCGACCACGAAGGUGUUCGCCCGGAUUUGGUGAUACUGGGCAAAGCUCUCUCCGGAGGAGUUUAUCCAGUGUCUGCAGUACUUAGUGACAAUGACGUAAUGCUGACCAUUAAGCCUGGGGAGCACGGAUCCACAUACGGAGGAAACCCUGUGGCUUGUCGUGUCGCUAUUGCAGCUUUGGAGGUGAUGGAGGAAGAGAAGCUUGCGGAAAACGCUCAGAGGAUGGGAGAACUUUUGCGGUCCGAGUUGAGGAAACUGCCCAAAGACAUUGUGACAACAGUCAGAGGGAAAGGCCUCCUCAAUGCAGUUGUGAUCAAAGAGACUAAAGACUACGAUGCCUGGAAGGUCUGCCUGCGCCUUCGGGACAACGGACUCCUGGCCAAGCCCACCCACGGGGACAUCAUCCGACUGGCCCCGCCUCUGGUCAUCCAAGAGCAUGAGCUCCAGGAAUGCAUCGACAUCAUUCAGAGGACCAUCAUGUCCUUCUAAAAAGAAAAGAAAACGUAGCCCAAACCUUCUGAGGCCAAGGAAGGCCACACGUAAUGUUUUAGUCGCUUUCAUUUAGAUUGUGUUUUUUACUUUCGAGACUGUUUUCAUGCUAUUCGAAAGAGUUUAGUAGGAAUUGUAUAAAGAUACACAGACACCUUUGUAAGAGUAACUGCUGCAGAAGAGAGAGAGAAUAGAGUUUGGUUUCCUAAGGAGAGGUUGCAGGAAGAUCUUAAACUUUUGAUGUGCUUUAGUUUACCGUGUGUGAUUUUUUAACUAUAAUUGUGGGGGGGUUUUCGGAAACCUUCAGUUUAAAAAAAUAUAUAGAAACAGUGUUACUACUGAAGCCUAUGGUCUGGUCAAGAAGGGAAAAGACCUCCUAUAGGACAGUGAAGAAGCAAAUGCACCUUUUUUAAAAAAAAAUGUAAAUCAUCUUAAGCUCCCACCGCACAGGUUGAGUGAGGUCAAACCGUCAGUCUUCCACCAUCCUUUACAUUUAGUCUGAUAUGUUAACGUUGAGUUGUGUUUGCGUCUACAGCUCCAACUCUAGUAGGACUUACCCAAUAACAGGUUAUCAUUUAAGUGUUUACACUGCUGCAUUUCUUUCAGCUCGACUGCUUUCUGCUGACACGUUCUGAAAACGGUCUUGUUACAAAAGAGGUCAAAAGUCUAGAUAUCUUGCGAUUUAGGUUUUUCUCUUUUUUUUUUUUUAUAUAUAUAUUUAUGUAAUUCUGCAUUUGCACUGUAAUUACCACUUUUGAUAACUAAAGUUGCAAGAAUUCAUAAUCCAACUGACCAAAUUUCAUGCGUUCUCUCUAUAACCGUUAUUGCUGCCGCAAAAAGAAAAUAUGUGAGAAACGUCACUUCCGACGCUGCUUUAGGAUAAAUGAAAGAAUGUUUGGAUGUCAGUGGCGCUGGCGGAGGCUGGCUUAGUUUUAACUAUUUGCUGUCUGUGCAGGAUGUAUGUGAAGAUGGUCUUUUUGAAGACACCAGACAUUAAAAUAAAACCCAUUGUUUUCCAAAUAAAUAGUUUCAACAAAG